Molecule: messenger RNA, 1687 nt
Organism: Xenia sp. Carnegie-2017
Lineage: Eukaryota; Metazoa; Cnidaria; Anthozoa; Malacalcyonacea; Xeniidae
Product: palmitoyltransferase ZDHHC14-like
Biological process (GO): protein targeting to membrane; peptidyl-L-cysteine S-palmitoylation
Cellular component (GO): Golgi apparatus; endoplasmic reticulum
Molecular function (GO): protein-cysteine S-palmitoyltransferase activity
Source: RefSeq, a predicted model, not a curated record
CACUGGCAGGCAAGCCAUCUGUUUUCACAGCUAGAAAUAUUGUUUUGAUCAAAAUUCCUCUAACUUUCAUGAUUUCCUUGAUUGAAUACCGAUAUAAAUUGGCGAAAAGCACCCGAAGAUAUUGAAAGUGUAUUCAGCGGUUGAAAAACGUGGUAACUUUACGCAAAAAUGGAGUGUCUAGGUUGUAUUUUAUCCAGUUAAAAAAUAUUCCGUACUUUGUCAACAUUAUGGUUUCAUCUUUAUGAACUUAUGACUCAUAAAUACGAAGCGCUGCAAAAGAUGUCGCCGAAACGAAAAUGGGAAGAGUUUCCUGGUAGAAACAAAUUUUACCUUGAUGGAAGAUUUAUAAUGGCAAAGGCAAAUGGUGUUUGUAUGUUCACUGCAUUUUUGAUAAUAUCAACAAGCAUAUUAUUUUUUGUUUUCGACUCUCCUUACCUAUAUAAGAAUGUUUCAAAGGCUGUACCAUUUAUUGCUGCGUGGCUCUUCCUCUUUUCAUUGGGAGCUCUAGCAAGCAGCUUUAUAGAUCCAGGAAUUAUUCCAAGAGCCUCACGAGAGGCUGCAUAUGUUGAAAAACACAUUGCAUUGGAAGUAAGUCAAUCCCAAGGCUAUCGUCCACCAGCACGAACAAGAGACAUUACUGUGAAUGGGCAAAACGUGAAAUUGAAAUAUUGUUUUACUUGUAAAAUAUUUCGUCCACCGAGGGCAUCACAUUGUAGCAUGUGUGACAACUGCGUUGAUCGUUUUGAUCAUCAUUGUCCAUGGGUUGGAAAUUGUGUUGGAGAAAGGAAUUAUAGAUUUUUCUAUCUGUUUUUAGUUUCUUUAUCAAUUUAUUGUGUGUACAUCUUUUCAUUUGUUAUUCUGCACUUAGUUCUAUUGUCAAAAGAUGAAGGUAGUUUUCUUCAUGCUUUGAAAACUUCUCCAGCUAGCAUACUAGAGGCCAUUGUCUGUUUCUUUUCUAUUUGGUCGGUCCUCGGCUUAGCCGGUUUCCAUAGUUACCUAGUGGCAACCAAUCAGACGACAAAUGAAGAUAUCAAAGGGACAUUUUCAUCUCGCCGAGGACAAAAUAUGUACAAUCCGUACAGUAGGGGAUCAGUGUGGGCGAAUUGUAUUGAACUUUUGUGUGCGCCUGUGAAACCAAGCUUGCUAGAUCUCAGAGGUGUUGUGGUUCCAGAUCCAAGUGAAAAUGCCUGGCAAGGACAGUAUGGCUCGGUUGCUACAAAUCAACAGCCUGCAACACCCGUAACUUCUCUCAUGCAGACCACGUGUACGGAACCCACAGGUGUCAGUAGUACAAGCGAUGCUAAUAAUUUAUCUGAGCAAAGGAAACCUCUCAUGUCUAAUUAUCAAUCAAAUAAUGACCAAGGAAAUUUAUUGUCUGAGGAAAGUGAACUUGGUAUUGUCAAAUUGAGCACUGUAUGAGAGACAAUUUAACAUAUUCAUACAGGUAGAUUUUUAUUGUGGAAUUUGGUUAAAUCACUUUUUUACAUCGAAAACAUUAAAAAACAAUUUUCUCAAAUAUUAAAAUCAUAAUUUAGCCAUCUCCACUUGUGCAUUAAAUAUUGCAAUGUUUAAUAAGUUUAAUACUUUUUCAUGUAUUACCUUAAUUAUUUAAUGUAAGUUAGUAGUUAGUGGUGUACUUUAUUGAUUUGAACUGUAUGUAUUAAUGACAAUUGAGUUCUUAGAAAUA